AUGUGGGAUGUGGAUGAUGUGAAGUUCGUGAUCAACUACGACUACCCAUCUUGCUCUGAGGAUUACGUUCACCGAAUUGGGCGAACUGGACGCUCAGACAAGACAGGAACUGCAUACACAUUCUUCACAGCAGACAACUGUAAGCAGGCAAAGGAUCUGAUCGAAGUGCUGAAGGAGGCCAAUCAAGUGGUUAAUCCCCGGUUAUAUGAAAUCAUGGAAAUGGGACGCGGUGGUGGAGGUAAAGGCCGCAACCGCUGGAGGGGACGUGAUGAUGACAGGAGGGGCGGUUUCGGACGUGACCGCGACCGCAGCCGUCCGAGUGGCGGAAGGAACGGCUACACCAACGGAAAUGGAUAUGGUACGUCUCCUCAAGUGCUUGGAGGAUUUAACAAGUUUGGAGGCGGAGGCAGUAAUAAUGCCAUGGCGAAUGGGGCGGUUGCAGGCCAGGCACGUUACAAUGGGCCGCCUCCACUCAUGGGCUCUGGUGCUGUGAAGGCCUCGAGCCAAGCAGGUACUCCAAGCCAAUUGAAUGGUACACAACGUCCACCCGGCCAGAGCAUGGGAGCCAACAUGGCCAUGGGCAUGUUCAACCAGGCUGCCUCCAUGGCUGGUGGUGUGGGUGGCCUAGGCAUGAUGGGGGCCGUGCCUGGUGCACUUUCCUGGCCGCGGCAGUGA
Messenger RNA from Penaeus monodon (black tiger shrimp), 675 nucleotides. RefSeq names its product probable ATP-dependent RNA helicase DDX17. The coding region runs from base 1 to 675 and encodes 224 amino acids. Gene Ontology annotation, molecular function: RNA binding; RNA helicase activity. The record is from RefSeq and is a predicted model, not a curated record. The transcript has 3 exons. NCBI's taxonomy places the organism in Eukaryota, Metazoa, Arthropoda, Malacostraca, Decapoda, Penaeidae. Gene Ontology annotation, cellular component: cytoplasm; nucleus; ribonucleoprotein complex.